Molecule: messenger RNA, 5420 nt
Organism: Mugil cephalus (flathead mullet)
Lineage: Eukaryota; Metazoa; Chordata; Actinopteri; Mugiliformes; Mugilidae
Gene: abcc2
Product: ATP-binding cassette, sub-family C (CFTR/MRP), member 2
Exons: 32
Coding region: 515-5218 (1567 amino acids)
Biological process (GO): transmembrane transport
Cellular component (GO): apical plasma membrane
Molecular function (GO): ATP hydrolysis activity; ATP binding; ABC-type transporter activity
Source: RefSeq, a predicted model, not a curated record
GCAAAGCCUUCUGUCUCUCGUUUUCUUUCAUCUGUAUGAAGUGGUGAACUUUAGACACAGAGGAGUGUCAGAAGCGCUGGUGCAGAGCAGGAUUUAGUCAGUGAUUUUCACCUCAUCUGUUGGGCUUUUCUUGAUUACCCUACAGCUGGACUGCACAUGUGCUUUUUGUCUGACCGGUCAACAAGGAGUGCUGGAAGGCAGACCCUGAGAUCAUCAGUCUGUAAAGAUAAAAAUCAAGUCUCAAGUGGGGCAUUACCUCUUCUGCGCACUACUUUAAUCCGCUACAUCCUCGAUGUCUUUUCUCUGUACAGGGAGGGGGCAAGUUCUUCUUUCAGCUUAAAAGACUCAUGGAUCAAAGUCCCUCAUGGUCAUAUCCUGCAAUUGUCUCUGGAGUGUGGGAGUACAGAGGAGAGAGUAGCAGGGUCUGACUCGACCUCAGCAGUGGCAGAGAAGAGGACGGGAGGCGUCUGGCUGUCUAGUUAACUGAGGGCUACUGAGGCCAACGGUGUUCACCAUGUGUGCCGCUGCUCUGGACGAGUACUGCGGGUCCGUCUUCUGGAACGCUUCAUAUCUGGCUAGAGAAGACCCUGACCUCCCAAUAUGUGUGGAGCAAACAGUUCUGGUUUGGAUCCCGCUGGGGUUCCUGUGGCUCUUUGCCCCUCUCAACCUGAUGCCUCUAUGUCAGAAGAAACAAGUCAACACAAAAUACAUGUCCAAGCUCUAUCUCUGCAAACAGCUUGUAGUGUCUCUGUUGCUCCUGGCCUCCAUAGCGGCCCUGGCAGUCACAUUAGGGGAGGAUUAUGGUCCGAGUGAAGACCAAGCGCCAGCGGUGAAAAAUGCUGGCGUGUACUAUGCAAACCCUGUCCUUUACGCUGUCACAUGGAUCCUUCUGCUGUUGUGCCAGGAAGGUGUGAGGCGGAGACAAGGGGCCGUCGACUCUGCCACUCUUUUUCUCUUCUGGCUCCUCCUUGUCGUAUGCAAUGUCUUUCCUUUCCAGACCCUCAUAAGAGAGGCACUCAGGCUGGGAGAGGUCAGAGAUGUGCCUCGUUUCUGCCUUUUCUGCAUUUCUUUUUGUCUACAAGUGAUUGCGCUCAUUCUCUCUGUUGUGGCUGACAUCCCUCCAGGAGCUAGGGAACGUGUAAAAAAGAAUCCAGAAUUGGGUGCACCAUUUUUGAGCAGGAUCACCUUCAAUUGGUUUAACAGCAUGGUGGUGAAAGGCUAUAAACAACCCCUGGUUCAGGAAGACAUGUGGGAGCUGAAUGAGUCUGAAAACACGACUUACAUCAACGAGCAUUUCCAGCACUUCAUGGAGUCUGAGUUGGCUGCAGCUCGAGUCCGGCACCAAAUUAAGUCCAAAAAGAAACUGCUCAAAAACAAAGAGAAAACUCUGGAAGAAAAUGGCCUCUCGAAUGGUCUCGGGAAAGGUGUGAGUCAGGACGUUCUCAUGAUGGAGGAACAGGGGGAAAAAAAAGGUAAAAAGAAGAAAAAGGACCAAAAAAAGGAUGAGGAGGACCAUCCGAAUUCAUGGUUGAUUGCAACCAUUUACAAGACCUUCAAAUGGGUUCUGAUUGAAUCUGCCUUCUUCAAACUUGUGCAGGACCUACUGAGCUUUGUCAGCCCUCAGCUUCUUAAGCUCAUGAUCUCCUUCACUAGUGACAAAGACCAAUACACCUGGGUAGGCUAUAUGUAUGCGGUGCUGCUGCUAUUGGUGGCCGCUCUACAGUCUCUGCUCCUGCAACAGUACUUCCAGCGCUGCUUUGUCCUGGGGAUGAAGGUCCGCACUGCCAUCAUGGCUGCUGUGUACAAAAAGGCAUUGGUGGUGUCUAAUGACAGUCGCAAAGAGUCAACAGUAGGGGAAACGGUAAACCUGAUGUCAGCAGAUGCCCAGCGCUUCAACGAAGUGACCAACUUCAUCCACCUAGUGUGGUCCUGCCCGCUGCAGAUCAUCGUAUCCAUUGUUUUCCUGUGGAUAGAGUUAGGACCCUCUGUGUUGGCUGGGCUGGCAGUCAUGGUGCUGAUGGUGCCCAUCAAUGGACUGCUUGCCACCAAGUCCAGGAAAAUCCAGAUAGAGAACAUGAAGUUCAAAGACAAGAGACUGAAAAUCAUGAAUGAAAUACUCAACGGGAUCAAGAUUCUGAAGCUUUAUGCAUGGGAGCCAUCCUUCCAGUCCCAGGUGGAGGGCAUUAGGGGGCAAGAGCUGAAGGUCAUGAAGAAGUUUGCUUACCUGUCAUCUGUCUCUACCUUCAUCUUCAGCUGUGCCCCAGCUCUGGUUUCAUUGGCCAGUUUUGCAGUGUUUAUGGCCGUGAGCCCUGACAAUGUGUUAACUGCUGAAAAAGCUUUCACAUCCAUCUCUCUCUUCAACAUCCUCCGAUUUCCUCUGGCUAUGCUGCCCAUGCUCAUCGCUGCCAUGGUGCAAACACAGGUGUCUAAGAAGCGCCUGGAGAAGUUUCUGUCAGGUGAAGACCUUGAGAGCGAUGUCGUGCGCCGAGACCCCAGUUUCAACACUGCUGUUAGCAUAUGUGAUGGAUCCUUUGCUUGGGAGAGAAAUUCUGAACCUCUGCUGAAAAAUGUGUCCUUGGACAUUAAGCCUGGUCGGUUAGUGGCAGUAGUGGGAGCUGUUGGCUCAGGGAAAUCCUCUCUCAUGUCAGCCAUCCUGGGAGAGAUGCACAGCACCAAAGGAUUUAUCAACAUUCUGGGCUCUCUUGCCUUUGUGCCACAGCAAGCCUGGAUCCAAAAUGCCACUCUGAGGAAUAAUAUCUUGUUUGGCUCUCCUCAUGAGGAAAAGAGAUUUCAAGACGUAAUUGAGGCCUGUGCGCUUGGCCCUGACCUGGAGCUGCUCCCUGGGGGAGACCAAACUGAGAUUGGAGAGAAAGGUAUCAACCUCUCAGGGGGUCAGAAGCAAAGAGUGAGCCUGGCCAGAGCAGCAUAUAGUGAAGCUGAUAUUUACCUAUUAGAUGAUCCUUUGUCUGCAGUGGACUCUCAUGUAGGGAAGCAUCUCUUUGAUAAAGUCAUUGGACCCAAGGGGAUACUGAAAGACAAGACACGUAUCCUGGUGACUCACGGAGUAAGCUUCCUGCCUUACGUUGAUGAAAUCGUUGUCUUGGUUGAUGGACGAGUUACUGAGAUUGGGUCCUAUAAUAGCCUUCGAGCCAGCAGAGGAGCUUUUUCAGAAUUUCUAGACAUAUAUGCUAAAGAGCAAAGCAAUGAGACCCGUUCAGAGUCAGAUCAUCAUCAGGAUACUGAACACCUAGAGCUCAUCCCUGAAAUAGAGGACUCUCAACCUGACUGUCCAUUGGAGGACACGGUUUCUGCCACUCUGAAGAGAGAAAGCAGUAUCCACCGCAGCCAGCGCAACAGCAGUGUCAGACUAAGAAAAAACAGUUCUUUAAAAAAAAAGGAAUUUUCUGAUGAAUCCAAUAAAGGCCAAAGGCUAAUAGAAAAGGAAACUAUGGAGACAGGACAGGUGAAGUUCUCAGUAUAUAUCCAGUACCUGCGAGCCAUGGGCUGGGGAUAUGCUGCUUUGGUCUUUGUUAUGUACUUCAUCCAGAACAGUGCAUUCAUUGGUCAAAACCUGUGGUUGAGUGACUGGACCAAUGAUGCAGUGGAGUACUACAAUAUGACGUACCCCGGCUGGAAGAGGGACACCAGGGUGGGAGUGUUUGGAGCGCUUGGUUUGAUUCAAGGCCUCUUUGUGUUCCUUGGUACUCUGAGCCUGGCCAAUGCUUCGAUUUCUGCAUCUCGCAUCCUGCACUCACGGUUGCUAAACAACUUACUGCGAGUUCCCAUGGUUUUCUUUGACACCACACCGAUUGGAAGAGUGGUCAACCGCUUUGCAAAGGACAUUUUUACCGUAGAUGAAGCAAUUCCUCAAUCCUUCCGUUCCUGGCUCCUGUGUCUGCUGGGUGUACUGGGCACACUGUUUGUCAUCUGUCUCGCCACUCCUUUCUUUGCCGUUAUCAUCUUACCACUGGGCCUGAUCUACUACUUUGUACAGCGCUUCUACGUAGCCACUUCAAGACAACUGCGUCGGCUGGACUCAGUGUCUCGCUCGCCAAUAUACUCUCACUUUGGCGAGACGGUGGCAGGUCUAUCAGUGAUAAGAGCCUACGGCCAUCAAGAGAGGUUUCUUAAGCACAACGAAAUUACUAUUGACGAAAACCUCAAGAGCGUGUACCCAUGGAUAGUGUCAAACAGAUGGCUGGCCAUCCGCCUGGAGUUCCUUGGAAACUUGGUGGUGUUUUUUUCUGCUCUGUUAGCUGUCAUAUCAAGAAACACUCUGAACAGCGGCCUUGUCGGCGUGUCGAUAUCCUACGCCCUUAAUGUGACCCAGACCCUUAACUGGCUGGUGAGGAUGACCUCAGAGCUGGAGACCAAUAUUGUAGCCGUGGAGAGAGUGAGCGAGUACUCCGAAAUUGAGAAUGAGGCAAAGUGGGUAACUGACAAUCGGCCCCCAGAGAAGUGGCCACAGGAAGGGAGGCUACAGUUUCAGAACUACAAAGUCCGGUACAGACCCGGUUUAGACCUGGUGCUGCAUGGAAUCACAUGUGACAUCAACAGCACUGAGAAGAUUGGUAUAGUGGGCCGCACAGGAGCUGGGAAAUCAAGUCUCACGAAUUGCCUGUUUAGGAUUAUUGAAGCUGCUGAAGGUCGCAUCCUGAUUGACGGCAUAGAUAUCGCCACGAUAGGCCUGCACGACUUGAGAAACCAGAUUACAAUCAUACCACAGGAUCCUGUUCUGUUCUCUGGGACACUGAGGAUGAACCUGGAUCCGUUUGACAAGUUCAGUGACGAGGACAUUUGGAGGGUGCUGGAGCUCUCCCAUCUCAAGGACUACGUAGCCGGUCUGCAGGAAGGAUUACAGCAUGAAGUCUCAGAGGGAGGAGAAAAUCUCAGCGUUGGGCAGAGGCAGCUGCUGUGUCUGGCUCGAGCUCUGCUCAGAAAGUCCCGCAUCUUGAUUCUGGACGAGGCCACGGCAGCUGUUGACCUGGAGACAGACGACCUGAUUCAAAACACCAUCCGCAAAGAGUUUUCACACUGCACCGUCCUGACCAUCGCCCACCGCCUGCACACUAUCAUGGACAGCUCCAGGAUAAUGGUGCUUCACGCUGGUAAAAUUGUGGAGUUUGAUUCUCCGAGCAAGCUGCUUGAAAAACAAGGGCAUUUCUACAGCAUGGCAAAGGAUGCUGGAUUAACACAAGACCAUGCCACAUCUUUGUAAUGCCACUCCCCCCUCCCCCCGUUUUUAGGAUGACUUAAUUCCAUAAAUUUCUUUUCUUGUUUCAUUUGUAAAUCCAUCUUUGGCCUUGAUAUGAAGAAACACUGUAAUAUGCAUUGUAUUUAUAGGAAACGAUAUAAAGGAAUCAUAUCUAUAUGUCAAGAAUUUUCGUAUAUGUAUAAUAAAUAUUCUUUCUGAAACAGUG